Molecule: messenger RNA, 948 nt
Organism: Tachysurus fulvidraco (yellow catfish)
Lineage: Eukaryota; Metazoa; Chordata; Actinopteri; Siluriformes; Bagridae
Product: olfactory receptor 51I2-like
Exons: 1
Coding region: 34-948 (304 amino acids)
Biological process (GO): G protein-coupled receptor signaling pathway
Cellular component (GO): membrane
Molecular function (GO): G protein-coupled receptor activity; olfactory receptor activity
Source: RefSeq, a predicted model, not a curated record
ACAUCUCAUAGUAAUUUAAACGUAAGUCGUUUUAUGGCAAUUCUGACCAUGGAAUCAUUAGGCAUACCACCAUCCAAUGUUUUAUCUGCAUUUAUCUUUGGGAUUAUCACAUACUGUUUAAUUUUAUGCUUCCACUCCGUACUACUUGUGACUAUUGUUUUAAAAAGGAAUCUGCAUGAACCUAUGUACAUACUGCUGUUUAAUUUGUCCUUAUGUGACCUUAUGGGAGUUACAGGUUUUUACCCUCAGCUGGUUGGAAGUAUACUGUCUCAAAGUAGAGAAAUCUCUUACCCUGCUUGUGUCUUACAAGGCCUUCUUCUUCACCUCUAUGGGACUGGAUCUCUUUUAUUUCUUACCGUUAUGGCUUAUGACAGAUACAUUGCUAUUUGUAAACCAUUGAGAUACCACAGUCUGAUGACACAAGGUACCUUGGUGAAAAUGAUUUGCAUGGCCUGGUCCAUAGAUUUUGCUAUGAUUGGGGCUUUAUUUGUGCUCACAAUAAGGCAUGGAAUCUGCAGGACUCACAUAGUGGACACAUACUGUGAUAAUCCCUCUUUAAUGAAGCUAACUUGUGAGGACACAAGAGUGGUUAACUACUAUGGCCUGCUUAUAAUAACUCUUGUACAAGGCUUUUCUAUACUGAUGGUAUCAUUUACAUAUUUCAAAAUUCUAAUUAGCUGUCUUACUACCAAACAGGCAAAAUCUAUUAGUAAGGCAAUACAAACCUGUGCAACUCAUUUAGUUGUUUUCCUGAGUUUUGAAGUCAAUAUAUUCUUACUAUUGGUUUCUCAUAGGUUAGAAGAAGUAUCUCCACAUUUACGAAGGGCUUUUGGUGUUGCAAUUAUUAUUAUUCCUCCAAUUCUUAACCCCCUUAUUUAUGGGUUGAAAACAAAAGAAAUACGACAAACAGUAUUUACAUUUUUCCAAAAAAAGGUUUCUGCUAUCUAA